Rattus rattus (black rat) is the source of this 481-nucleotide messenger RNA. RefSeq names its product neutrophil antibiotic peptide NP-1. NCBI's taxonomy places the organism in Eukaryota, Metazoa, Chordata, Mammalia, Rodentia, Muridae. Gene Ontology annotation, biological process: defense response to Gram-positive bacterium; defense response to Gram-negative bacterium; innate immune response in mucosa. Gene Ontology annotation, cellular component: extracellular matrix; extracellular region. The record is from RefSeq and is a predicted model, not a curated record. The transcript has 3 exons. Bases 71 to 355 code for a protein of 94 amino acids.
UGGACAGAAGAGUGCUGUCUCUCUUGCUCUGCUCUCCGUGAUUACCCCCAAAGAUCUGAGACCCACAGCCAUGAGGACGCUCACUCUGCUCACCGCCCUUCUCCUGCUGGCCCUCCACACCCAGGCAGAAUCUCCCCAACAAAGAGCUAAGGUGGCUCCAGACCAGGAGCAGCUGGUCAUGGAGGACCAGGAUAUUUCCAUAUCCUUUGGAGGGGAUAAAGGCACUGCUCUCCAAGAUGCAGAUGUGAAGGCAGGCGUGACCUGCUAUUGCAGACGCACACGCUGUGGUUUUAGAGAACGGCUCUCUGGGGCCUGUGGUUACCGUGGCCGCAUCUACAGACUGUGCUGCCGCUGAGCACUCAGACCAAGAAGAAUCCAUUUGUCAUAUGAUCUGAGAUCUUGAACGAGACUGCUAUUUGUCAGAUGUUAUGUCCUUGAGUUUCCUCUUCCUUUACACUCAAAUAAAGUUCUUACAGCAAGU